Molecule: messenger RNA, 1697 nt
Organism: Esox lucius (northern pike)
Lineage: Eukaryota; Metazoa; Chordata; Actinopteri; Esociformes; Esocidae
Product: 5-hydroxytryptamine receptor 7
Exons: 2
Coding region: 221-1459 (412 amino acids)
Biological process (GO): smooth muscle contraction; chemical synaptic transmission; circadian rhythm
Cellular component (GO): plasma membrane; dendrite
Molecular function (GO): G protein-coupled serotonin receptor activity; neurotransmitter receptor activity
Source: RefSeq, a predicted model, not a curated record
AUGACGGUCACCAUAUGACUCGCAUUGCAUCUUUCACAAAAUAUGAGGUUACAUACCAUCUUAUUUACCUAUUAACCUGCUGGCUUCGCGUCGGUGGAUGUGUAACGGGACAAUUAGCCUAAUGUGGUGUUGUGGAAGUUGUGGAAAAGACAUAUGGAAUCAAUUAAGUUGGGGAGAAAUUAUCAUUGUUAAGCAAUGGGCAUCAACUAAUUAGCAUUUUAUGAGAUCAUAUUUGACAAAAGACCUGAUGAAAGGACUUGCCGGGACAAGCAUGACUACGGAGAUGGAUCUGCCGCGUCUGUUGAGGGAGCAACAAGCAACAACCUCAGCUUUCCCAAAUCUGAGCACCUCAGAGAAUGACUCUAGUUGCGGUGAGCAGAUUCUCAGCCAUGGGAUUGUGGAGAAGGUUCUUAUCGGUGGAGUUCUCACUGUGCUCACUUUCCUCACAAUUGGUGGAAACUUACUUGUAGUGAUAUCCGUGUGCUUUGUGAAGAAGUUGAAGCAACCCUCUAAUUAUCUGAUUGUCUCACUGGCCGUGGCUGACCUGUCUAUAGCGGUGGCGGUGAUGCCCUUUGUCAGCAUUACGGAUCUCAUCGGAGGGCAGUGGAUCUUUGGACAGGUGUUCUGCAACGUUUUCAUUGCCAUGGAUGUGAUGUGUUGCACUGCUUCCAUAAUGACCCUGUGUGUAAUCAGCGUAGACAGGUACCUGGGCAUAACUAAACCUUUGACCUAUCCGGUGCGACAGAGUGGGAGAUGCAUGGCCAAAACUGUUCUGCUUGUGUGGCUACUGUCCGCCUCCAUCACCCUGCCCCCGCUGUUCGGCUGGGCCCAGAACGUCAACGAUGACAAGGUGUGUCUGAUCAGCCAGGACGUGGGCUACACCAUCUACUCCACCGCCGUCGCGUUCUACAUCCCCGUGUCCGUGAUGCUGAUGAUGUACUACCGCAUCUAUCGAGCGGCCAAGGUGAGCGCCGCCAAGCACACCAUCCAAGGGUUCCCCAAGGUGGAGUACGAGGGCAGCGGUGUGGACUGCGCGGCCGCUGCCCUGAAGCUCCAGAAGGAAGUGGAGGAGUGCGCCAGUUUUUCUCGCCUGCUGAAAACCGACAGAAAGAAUAUUUCCAUCUUUAAGCGGGAGCAAAAGGCGGCCGCCACCUUAGGGAUUGUUGUGGGGGCCUUCUCCAUCUGCUGGCUGCCCUUCUUCCUGCUGUCCACGGCCAGGCCCUUCAUAUGUGGGGUGGAGUGUAGCUGUGUUCCCCUCUGGGUGGAGCGGCUUCUUCUCUGGCUGGGCUACGCCAACUCUCUCAUUAACCCCUUCAUCUAUGCUUUCUUCAACAGGGACCUGAGGACCACCUACCGCAACAUCCUCCUGUGUAGGUACAGGAACAUCAACCGCAAACUGUCCGCCGCCAGCAUGCACGAGGCCCUUAGACUGGCUGAGAGGCCAGAUCCAGUGAUCUAGCUGGAGAAGUUCUCCAAAAAAAAUUAACACAGGGUCCGACAGGGGUGUCAAGAAUCUGUGGGGAAAAAGGAUGGAUUGUAGAGGAUUUGUUUUUUGUACCUUGUAAGAACGCGGAACGCUCCACUUAUGCCAAAAUAUGUGUUUGGUUGAGGGUAAAUAUUAUACUCUUCAUACUAUUAUCACAAAUACCACAUAUACCACAAAGGAAUACUAUUACUACAACCUGUUUCCAAAUAAA